GUUCUCCGUCCGAGAAACAAAAUCCUCCGCGCAGUCAAGUCAGGCCACUUUCCCUUGCCCUCUCCUCCAUCCCCAUCAAUUGAAUAAAAAUCGAAAUAAUGGCUUCCUCAAUUCGACCGGCGAGCCGCAUUCUGGCGCGUGCCUCGCGCGCUUCCCCGUUCUCGCUCGAGUCCACGACCUUGAAUCGGACCCUUGCACGGACGACCGUGAACACCCAAACAGCCGCCGCCUGCACAUUGAACAAUGGCACCACCACCACCACCACCAUCGCCCACCGCGCCUUCUCGACCUCGCGGGCCCACCUCAAGAAAACCCCGACGAUGGGCCAGCUGAAGGCGCGCAACUCGACGGGCCCGUUCUCGUGGAAGUCGGCGCUGCUGUUCGUGCUGACGGGCGGCGGCAUGAUCAUCUAUUUCCGGGUGGAGAAGGAGCGGCUGGAGCGCAAGCGCAUCGCGGAGAUGAGCAAGGGGGUGGGCAAGCCCAAGGUCGGGGGGCCCUUCACGCUGAAGGAUCUGGAUGGGAAGGAGUUCACGGCCGAGGAUCUGAAGGGGAAGUAUAGUUUUGUCUACUUUGGAUUCACCCACUGCCCGGAUAUCUGCCCGGACGAGCUGGACAAGAUGGCCGAGAUCAUCGACAAGGUCAACGAGGCCACCGGCGGCGAGAAGAUCUUCUUGCCCGUGUUUAUUACCUGUGACCCCGUCCGCGAUACGCCCGAGGUGCUGCGCGAGUAUCUGAAGGAGUUCCACCCGGGCAUCAUCGGGUUGACGGGCACGUACGACCAGGUGCGCAAUGUGUGCAAGCAGUAUCGCGUGUACUUCAGUACCCCGCGGGAUAUCAAGCCGGGAGAGGAUUAUUUGGUCGACCAUAGUAUUUACUUUUACCUUAUGGACCCGGAUAACGACUUUGUGGAGUGUAUCGGCCGCCAGGACACGCCCGAGUCCGCCACGCGGACUAUUAUGGAGCACAUCAACGACUGGAAGCGCGAGGGCAAGCCUUUGAGGAAGGAUUAGAUUCGUGGUUGUUUGGUUUGGGGGGCCCAAUAUGAUGUACAAUAUAAUACCCUACUCUGUAAAAUGUGAAGAAACUGAAAAUGUUCGCGUGA
Molecule: messenger RNA, 1102 nt
Organism: Aspergillus aculeatinus CBS 121060
Lineage: Eukaryota; Fungi; Ascomycota; Eurotiomycetes; Eurotiales; Aspergillaceae
Product: SCO family protein
Exons: 3
Coding region: 99-1010 (303 amino acids)
Biological process (GO): mitochondrial respiratory chain complex IV assembly; intracellular copper ion homeostasis
Cellular component (GO): mitochondrial inner membrane
Molecular function (GO): copper ion binding; copper chaperone activity
Source: RefSeq, a predicted model, not a curated record